This is a messenger RNA of Gracilinanus agilis (Agile Gracile Mouse Opossum), 3552 nucleotides long. RefSeq names its product homeobox D3 (gene HOXD3). NCBI's taxonomy places the organism in Eukaryota, Metazoa, Chordata, Mammalia, Didelphimorphia, Didelphidae. The record is from RefSeq and is a predicted model, not a curated record. The transcript is spliced from 3 exons. Gene Ontology annotation, molecular function: DNA-binding transcription factor activity, RNA polymerase II-specific; RNA polymerase II cis-regulatory region sequence-specific DNA binding. Gene Ontology annotation, cellular component: nucleus. The coding region runs from base 124 to 1416 and encodes 430 amino acids. Gene Ontology annotation, biological process: regulation of transcription by RNA polymerase II.
AAGAGUUAAAGAAAAAACUCAAGGGGAAAAAACGUAAUUGUGGUUGCCCCCUGGGCUGGGGCUGAGCUCAUCCAAGAAGCCAGUAGGAGCUGGAGGUGGAGGUGAAGGAGACUGUGGCAGUCAAUGUUAUUUGAGCCGGGUCAACAGGCCCUAGAGAUCCCGGAGUGCACGAUGCAGAAGACUGCCUACUAUGAGAACACGUCCCUCUUUGGGGGUUAUGGCUACAGCAAGGCUGCUGACACUUAUGGCUAUGGGUCCACUCAUCAGCCUUACCCACCCCCUGCUGCCCCUGCAGCCCUGGAUGCUGACUACACAGGUUCUGCUUGCUCCAUCCAGACUUCAGCACCAAUCCGUGCUCCAGCCCAUAAAGGUGGGGAGCUCAAUGGUAGCUGCAUGCGGCCAGGUGGUGGGAAUGGCCAGGCUGGUGGGGGUGGCAGUCAACCCCCUGGCUUGAACACAGAUCAGCAGCCCCCACCACCACCUCCUCCACCUCCCACACUGCCCCCAUCUUCACCUACAAAUCCUGGUGGCACUACCCCAGCCAAGAAGGCCAAGGGUGGUCCCAAUGCUUCGGGCUCUUCCUCUGCCACUAUCAGCAAACAGAUCUUCCCCUGGAUGAAGGAAUCCCGGCAGAACUCCAAGCAGAAGAGCAAUUGUACCACUUCAGGUGAGAGCUGUGAGGACAAGAGCCCUCCGGGCCCGGCGUCUAAACGGGUCCGCACAGCUUAUACAAGUGCGCAGCUGGUGGAGUUGGAGAAAGAAUUUCACUUCAACCGCUACCUGUGUCGCCCACGCCGGGUGGAGAUGGCCAACCUUCUCAACCUCACCGAGCGCCAGAUCAAGAUCUGGUUUCAGAACCGGCGGAUGAAGUACAAGAAGGACCAGAAGGCCAAGGGCAUCAUGCACUCGCCUGUGGGUCAGUCCCCAGAACGUAGCCCUCCGUUGAGCGGGGCUAACCACGUGGGCUACUCAGGCCAGCUCCCCCCAGUGCCCGGGCUGGGCUACGAUGCUCCCUCGCCCCCUUCCUUCGCCAAGUCCCAGCAGAACAUGUACGGCCUGGCCGCCUACACGGCGCCUCUCAGCAGUUGCCUCCCACAACAGAAGCGAUACCCAGGGCCGGAGUACGAGCACCACCCCAUGCAGAACAACGGGAGUUUUGCCAACGCCAACCUGCAGGGCAGCCCAGUCUACGUCGGUGGGAACUUUGUCGACUCCAUGCCGGCCUCGGGUCCAGUCUUCAAUCUGGGCCACCUCUCCCACCCCUCGUCGGCCAGCGUGGACUACAGCUGCGCCGCCCAGAUCCCGGGUAAUCACCAUCAUGGACCGUGUGACCCCCACCCUACCUACACAGAUCUCACGUCUCACCAUACGUCUCAGGGAAGGAUUCAAGAAGCCCCCAAACUGACGCAUCUGUAGUGGACUCCGGUCCCGUUGGAAGGCGCUGCAGCGGCGGACUCACGUUUGAAUUACCUCACUUUGGUUUGGGUUUGUUGUUUUUCUUUUUAAAACAUUUUUUUUUGGUUUGUUUGUGUGCCUGUUUUACCCUCUCCCUUCCCCCUUCCACUCCUUUGACGUUCCCUGGUCCUGUAACUUCAAAGGGCCCACAGUCUAGCAGUGGAUGGGUCUCCCUUCCCCUAACCGCUCCUCCUUUGGGGUGACUCUCCAUAAAUCAACUAAAAGGAUCCUCUGUGAGCAUGACAGUGCAAUAUACUGCAAACCAAGGGACUAAUAAUCUGGUAAUGAUGUACUGGAAGGUAAGUCUUAGAUCAAUUAGAAUUAGCAGCGCGUCAUGCUGAGGGGUUGUAGACCAAGUGUGAGCGAUGGGAUCUUGCCUGCAUCGAAGCUUAUUUCAGAGACGUUAAUUUAUAUGAUUCCUCAGUAAUGUAAGGAUUGCAUAGGACUAAAUGAUAUGUAUUUAUUAUUUUAAGCGAGUCAUUUUGUAUCACGGAUUAUUUAUCCUCGUCUUAAUGUAUUUAUGUGUAUAUUUGUAGAGUUUAUUCAGCGUAUCUUCGGGAGAUCGAUUCAGGUCCGCGGUGGCUACGUUUCACCUAUUUAGUCUACUUGGUCUGAACCUAGUUGAGAGAGUAGUUUUGAACAGUUGUAACAGUGGCUGGUGUUUGUAGUUUAUGUGAGGAUUAAUUAAGAUCGCAAAUUGUAAUUCAUUAACAGAGUGGCACAGAACCGUGGCAUUUCGCAAAGGCGGUUUUGCAUUUUCUGAACACACACAGCACACACUACACACAGUUUAUUAAUUUCAAGUUGUCUGGUACCAUUUGAACAAAUACUUAGAAUAAAAAAUACGUUUCUCAGUUAGAAGUGUAUCUCCUUUAAUAAUGCAGCCUUGCGAACAGACCACGAUGCCAUUUUCUUGAUGAUAAACUGGGACACAAAGCCCUUUUGAAGCUGGCGAGUGCUUGAGGAUGGGAACCCAGAGCCCUGACUCCUCCUGGGGGUUACUUGCCUACAUUCCAACCAUUCGAACCUAGAUUGGAAAAAAUAAAAAAACAAAAACAAAACAAAACAAAACAAAACAAAACAAAAAAAACCCUAGAUGGCAGAUAGUAGGAGCCAUUUAAAUAGUGCUAGUUUCAUUAGAGGUUUCCGGAAGGACUCACAAUGCAGCUGCCUCUCUCCUUUGUUGUUUCUACCGUCGCCUUUCUACUAGUCAGGAAUCGAUUUUUUGUAAACUUCAUUUCAAUUUGGGAGGCUCAAGAUUACUUUUGUGCAUUAAAUAAUAAUAUAUUUAAAAAAGGAACUUUGAAAGAAAAUCGACAAUCAAAGAAAAGACACAAGGCACAGGAAAACAAACAAACAGACCACAACCCACCACCCAUAAAUCCCGUGGAUAUGUGCCCAGAAGCUUUUACUUAGAUAAUGCCGUUCAGGAUUCACCACGUUCUCUUUUGUAGUAGCCAGUGGUUCAUUUCUAAGGAAACAAACCUUAAUUCACAAUGUAAAAUAAUAAAAGUUUCAUUAAUGGAACCGAAAAUCAUAAACACCUCGUUUGCUUUUUCCCCUUCUCACCUAGGACGCCAAAGCAUUUUGGGUUUGCGAACAUUUUGUAAAUAUCAUUGAGUUUCAAAGGCUGGGCCCAUUUCAAUUGACACCAUCUUCUCUAAGGGGCGUUCUUUGAAAACGCCUCCAGAUAAGGGUAAAUUCUUUAGUAUUUCCAGCGAAGUCGUCCUACGUGUCUCUCUAUUGGGUCUGACAAAUCCUGCAGCUCCUAUCUCUAACCCCUGGUGACAAGAGGUGAAACGCUUGUUAUGUGGAAAUAUUUUAACUCCUCAUCCUCUGGUCGAACAGCAAUCAUUUCUCCUUUGAUGUUUGUGUUUCGCUGAAUAAUAAUGACUCCAAAUAAUAUUUAGUUUCCUGCUUUCUUUGUGCUGUUUUGAAAAUGGCAUGUUAGGUUGGAGAAUACAAAAGCAUCCUUGUUUCAUUUGAUCCAAACAGGACCUUAUAUUUCAAUAUUCAUGUUGUAGAUGUGUAAAAACAAACCAACAGAAUAAACAGCUUCAAAUGAACGUAUAUUUUACCCAAUUCAAGGCUUAAAAU